Molecule: messenger RNA, 477 nt
Organism: Dendrobium catenatum
Lineage: Eukaryota; Viridiplantae; Streptophyta; Magnoliopsida; Asparagales; Orchidaceae
Product: 60S ribosomal protein L22-3-like
Exons: 1
Coding region: 1-462 (153 amino acids)
Biological process (GO): cytoplasmic translation
Cellular component (GO): ribosome
Molecular function (GO): RNA binding; structural constituent of ribosome
Source: RefSeq, a predicted model, not a curated record
AUGCGGCAUCCAACGGAGCUGAGAAGGGCAACGUACAGAUCUAGCGGUCAAUGCCAACACCCCCGACCCUUAAAUACCAAUCGAGCUGAAACCACUCGGACCUUCGAAACCCUAACCCUAACUCCGCGCACAACGUUUCUGCGUAUCGGCAAGAGAAGCGCGAGAGAAAGAGGAGAAAGGAUGAGCCGAACAGGAAGCAGCGCCGGGGCUAAGGGCGGGAAGAAGAAAGGUUCGACCUUUGUCAUCGAUUGUGCGAAGCCAGUGGAGGACAAGAUCAUGGACAUCGCCUCACUCGAGAAGUUCCUCCUCGAGCGGAUCAAGGUCGCCUCCCUUGGCGGCAAAGCUGGUACCUUGGGCGAUGUUGUAAACGUUACGCGUGAGAAGAGCAAGAUCACCGUUACUUCGGAAGGACCCUUUUCCAAGAGGUAUGCCAGCCUCACUGUGCUUUUUUUUUAUUGGUGAUGGGUUUCGUUAGGG